UUUUUUUGAGUUUCAGGCGUUCUGUAUUUUUUUAAUUUUUUUUUUAGUUUGUCUUGUGAUUUUCUAAAAAAAUUUUUUUUUAAUUUUUCAGGUUCUCUCGGAAGAGAAAUAAUUUUAAUAAUUUAAUUAAAUAAUUUCAAAAAAUGUUUUCUUGGCUAGGCAAAAACAACGAGAAAAAAGAACAAAAUGUAUUGGAAACUGUAAGUGAAGGACUUCGAAAAAUUUACAAAGAAAAGCUUUUUCCAUUGGAAGAAUUUUAUAAUUUUCACGAUUAUCAUUCGCCAGCAUUAGACGACCCUGACUUUAAUGCAAAACCGAUGAUUUUGUUGGUUGGACAAUACUCAACAGGAAAAACAACCUUCAUCCGUUUCCUGCUUGAACAAGAAUUUCCUGGAAUGCGAAUUGGACCUGAACCGACUACUGAUAGAUUUAUUGUUGUAAUGAAUGGAGAUGAAGUUGGUGUUAUUCCUGGAAAUGCACUUGUAGUUGACUCUACUAAACAAUUUCGGGCUUUGACAAAAUUCGGAAAUGCUUUUCUCAACCGUUUUCAAUGUUCAAUGCUGAAAAAUGACGUUCUUAAUUCCGUUACAAUUAUUGACACGCCCGGAAUUUUGAGUGGAGAGAAGCAACGUAUAGACCGUGGUUACGAUUUUUCUGGUGUUUUGGAAUGGUUUGCUGAACGUGUUGACCGAAUUAUUUUGUUAUUUGAUGCACACAAAUUGGACAUUUCUGAUGAAUUUAAAAGAUGUAUUGAGGCACUUUCGGGCAAUGAAGACAAGAUUCGCAUUGUUUUGAAUAAAUCUGACAUGGUUGAUCAUCAACAAUUGAUGCGUGUAUAUGGAGCAUUAAUGUGGUCACUUGGAAAGGUUUUUAAAACACCAGAAGUUGCUCGUGUAUAUAUCGGCACAUUUUGGGAUCAUCCUUUACAUUAUGAUAUUAAUCGACGUCUUUUUCAAGAUGAACAACACGAUUUAUUUGCUGAUUUACAAUCUCUUCCAAGAAAUGCAGUUUUGAGAAAAUUGAAUGAUUUAAUAAAGAGGGCUCGUUUGGCUAAAGUACAUGCUUAUAUUAUUUCUGAACUUAGAAAACAGAUGCCAUCAAUGAUUGGAAAAGAAAAAAAGAAGAAAGAAUUAAUUCAAAAAUUGGAUAAAUUAUUUGAACAAUUACAGAAAGAACAUGGAAUCUCUCCAGGCGAUUUUCCUGACAUAAACAAAAUGAGAGCAAAUUUGGAGAAUGCAGACUUUUCGCGUUUUAAUGCUUUAAAACCUCGAUUAUUGCAAAUUGUUGAUGAUAUGCUUGCCAAAGAUAUAGCCAGAUUAAUGGCCCAAAUUCCAAAAGAAGAAUCUGAUGCUAACAACAAAGUAGUUGAUGCUCUAGGCAAUCGUUUGGAUCAAUCAGUACGUGGCGGAGCUUUUGAAGCCGAAACAGAAGCUGCAACUCCAUUUGGUUUUGGAAGGGGAGAGGGGGUUGAUAAAGGAUCAGAUGAAACGGAAUGGGUUGUUUCUCGUGAACGUUAUAAAUUUGACGAAAUGUUUCAAGAAUUGCAACCUGUGGAUGGGAAAAUUACAAGUUCUCAAGCCAAAGUUCAUAUGGUUAAAUCAAAACUUCCCAAUUCUGUGUUAGGCAAAAUAUGGACACUUUCUGAUAUUGAUAAGGACGGCCAAUUAGACGCUGACGAGUUUGCCUUAGCCAAUUAUUUGAUUAAUCUAAAAUUGGCUGGACAUGCAAUACCUGAAAAAUUGCCGAAACAUUUGGUGCCUCCAUCAAAGUUGGUGGAAAAUAAUAAUAAUAAUGGUGAUGGAAUGACUAAUGGAACUUCAUCUUAUCCGCGGUUGGAUGAAUAAAUUGAAAAGAGAAGUUGGAGGUUUUUUAUAAUUUUAUAAAUUUUUUGUCAAUAUAUUGGGGAGGAAAGACUAAAAAGUUAAGUGGUUGUGUGAUUCGAAUUUUAAAAUUUUUUUAAAGUUUUUACUCGUUUUCUCAAACUUUUUUGGACGUUAAAAUUGAUUCGGAACCUUGGGACAUUAUUUUGGUUGUUUUUUGAAUU
Meloidogyne enterolobii is the source of this 2044-nucleotide messenger RNA. NCBI's taxonomy places the organism in Eukaryota, Metazoa, Nematoda, Chromadorea, Rhabditida, Meloidogynidae. The record is from the annotation of a GenBank genome assembly.